UGUAAAUUAUAAGCUAUUAGGUAUUUCAGACCCAACGCGUCCCUUCCCGUAAGUAAUUUUGUUUCUCUUGUAUAUGCUUUAUAAUUUAUUGAACUGAAUAAUUUUAGUUAAACACAAUGGCUUACGCUUAUGAAAAAGAUUAACAGAUUAUGAAGAUAAUGUUGAAGAAGAGGACGACUCAGAUGCUGAUAUUGGAACAUGCGAAGUUAGUGAUCAUGAUUCUGAGAGCGAACAAGAGCUGUCAGAUCAUGAAGCGGAAGAAGUUAAUCAGGAAAGACUGCACUACCUAGGAAAAGAUGGAAAACGCUGGAGAAAGCUGUGUCAUCCAAAGACGGUACGUACACGGAAAUGCAAUAUUAUAACUAAACUUCCGGGAGUAAUUGGCAAUGCAAAAAAUGCUAUAAGUCCAAGAGAUUGCUGGGAAUUAUUUUUUGACGUAGAUAUAAUAAAAGUUAUAGUCGAAUCGACAAACAUAUUCAUUGAAAGUGUAGCACCCCAUUAUAAAAGCAAUUCAGACGCGAGACCUACAGAUGCUUGUGAACUAAAAGCGGUUUUUGGCUUAUUGUAUCUUGCUGGUGUGCUUCACGGAGGCAGAACAUCAAUUUACGAAUUCUGGGCAACUGAUGGAACGGGGAUUGAAAUAUUUCCAGCAACAAUGGCUCUACGAAGAUUUCGUUUUCUUCUUCGAUGUUUACGUUUUGAUAACAUCCACACCAGAUGUGACAGAAAAGGUUUAGAUAAAUUUGCAGUGAUUAGGGACGUAUUUGAAGCCAUUGUGGCUAACUUUAGAAAGUAUUAUUCCAUUGGUGAAUUUGCCACAGUGGACGAAAUGCUUUUGGCUUUCAGGGGACGCUGCGGAUUUCGAAUGUAUAUUCCUAAUAAGCCCGCUAAAUAUGGAUUGAAAGUAUUUUCGUUAGUUGACUCUCGUACUUUUUAUACUCUCAAUUUAGAAGUGUACCUUGGACAACAACCGAAAGGUCAAUUUGCCGUUAGCAAUGCAGCCAUAGAUGUAGUCGAAAGAAUUUGCCAGCCAAUAUCUCAAACAAAUAGAAACGUAACAAUGGAUAAUUGGUUUACGUCAGUGGACCUAGUGAAUAACUUACUGACUAAUCAUAAGCUAACUGUCGUAGGGCUAGGGACGUUGCGUAAGAAUAAGAGACAAAUUCCACCUGAGUUUUUGAAAUCCUCCAGACCACCAAAAUCUAGUAUGUUUGGAUUUGAUAAUAAUAUGACUAUGGUUUCCUACAUACCAAAAAAAAAUUGAACUGUUUUGCUUCUUUCAUCUAUGCACCAUGACGAUGCGAUUGAUAAAAGUAGUGGAGAAGACAACAAACCUGAAAUUAUAACUUUCUAUAAUUUUACGAAAGGCGGCGUGGAUUCUGUCGAUCAGCUUUGCUCAAAAUAUAAUGUGGCACGGAAUACUAGACGAUGGCCGAUGGUUAUAUUUUAUGGCCUCCUCAAUGUUACAGCCAUCAAUGCUUUUAUUAUUCAUCGCAGUAAUUUUCCCAACGAUGAAGAGAGGAAAUGUAGAAGAAUGGUCUUGAAAGAUCUUGGACGAAGUUUGGUAAUGGACUAUAUGAAGGCCAGAGUAACAUGUAAGUACUUGCCUAGAGAAAUACGACAGCUUGCAGCGAAGAUAAGUGGUACAGAGUACACAGAGCCUACUAUUCCGGUGGACAAUAAGAGAAGCAGAUGUGUCUUUUGUAAAGAUCGGAAAACCCGAUUUAACUGCAAAAUGUGCACAAAAUUUAUUUGUAUGGAACAUUCUUCCCAUAUCUGUCCAAUAUGUGUGGAAACACUUCAGAAAUAGAUUAUCUAAAGUCACGAAUUUGAUCAAACAGUGCAAUUUUAAAGUAUUUUUCUUUGGUGCAAUUUAUACAAAUAGAGUUGUUGUUAUUUUUUAACUUAAGGAUCUUAAUUAGUGUUAAUGAAGUUUUAUAAA
This is a messenger RNA of Photinus pyralis (common eastern firefly), 1942 nucleotides long. RefSeq names its product piggyBac transposable element-derived protein 4-like. The transcript has a single exon. The record is from RefSeq and is a predicted model, not a curated record. Bases 656 to 1264 code for a protein of 202 amino acids. NCBI's taxonomy places the organism in Eukaryota, Metazoa, Arthropoda, Insecta, Coleoptera, Lampyridae.